This is a messenger RNA of Salvia miltiorrhiza (redroot sage), 660 nucleotides long. RefSeq lists its product as uncharacterized. NCBI's taxonomy places the organism in Eukaryota, Viridiplantae, Streptophyta, Magnoliopsida, Lamiales, Lamiaceae. The transcript is spliced from 2 exons. Bases 1 to 660 code for a protein of 219 amino acids. The record is from RefSeq and is a predicted model, not a curated record.
AUGCACGAAGCCCGCCAUGGGUUCCCGGGAAUGUUGGGGAGCCUAGACUGCAUGCAUUGGGGAUGGAAGAAUUGCCCCGUUGCUUGGCACGGCGCCUACACUCGAGGGGAUCAAGGCGAGCCAACAAUUAUAUUAGAGGCCGUUGCUUCACAAGAUUUAUGGAUCUGGCAUGCAUUCUUUGGAGUCGCUGGGUCCAACAACGACAUCAACGUGCUCCACCAGUCCACGCUAUUCAACGAUGUUUUAGCGGGGCAUGCAGCGGCUGUGCAAUUCCUCGCCAACAAUUCUCACCACACUCGAGGAUACUACUUAACAGACGGCAUCUAUCCGGACUGGCCGGUGUUCGUGAAGAGCUUCCAGUUUCCGAACGAUGAGAAGAAGCGGAGGUUCAAGGUGAUGCAAGAAGCUGCAAGGAAGGAUGUGGAACGCGCUUUCGGUGUUCUUCAGGCUCGGUGGGGUGGAAAUGCAAGUAAUUUCGACGGUGACGACGGCGAGGGACCAAGUUCUACUCCUCAAACACAAUUCAAUUCCGGAGCACCACCGGAGUUCGCCGCCUAUUUGGCACGGAAUGCAAGCUUGAAGGAUGCACGAUUGCAUGCUCGCCUCCGCGACGAUUUGGUUGAGCAUAUAUGGGCACGCUUUGGUCCGGUUGACCCGUAG